GAAACACUUGCAUAUUACCACCACGACAGCCCAUCAACCUGCUCUCACCGUUCAACCCCAACAGCACCGAAUAUCACAUCGCACAAGCCGCUCCGUACAGGUUCUGCCAUGGAUGGCGGCCUGCCCCGUUGAUAGGCGCACAGAACUCCGCACAUGGAAAACAGGCCCAAUCGCAUACCCCUCUAGCCGCGCUGGUGCAAGGUUGACACGCAGAGAAAUCUGAGUUCCGUUCCGGCUUGGUGUAGUGACAUCGGUCUCUCCACUUCGAAUCGUUAAACAUGUUGAGCUCCUCCGAGGGCCGCCGCCGCAAGAAGGACCCCGAUCGAGAACGUAGCAGCCCGAGAAGCAAGGACAAGGAUCGUGAGAAGGAUCGCGAGAAGGACCCCGAACGACACAAGCGCAGCAAGUCAUCCAAAACCUCGCGCAAGAGCAGCUUGUCUGCCUCGAAGGAAGGCGAUCGGGAUCGCGACCGACUCAACGAACUCUCGUCGAAAGAGCGCAUCAAGACACCAUCAUCACACGCCUCGAGGUCGUCCAACCGGAUGGCAGUUGUGCCGGAGAUGGAACGUCGCGCCUCUUUGGGCUCCCCGACCGCCUCCAGGACGAGUCUGCCAUAUCCCACCUUCUCGAAGACGUACAGCAAAGAGAAUAUAUACUCACGGGAGGAAGGCGCUGAGCGAAGGAAGUCGCUGUUCACACCAGAACCCACAGAUCUUGGCGAUGAGUCGCUGGAUAAAGAGAAGGAGAGUGGAUCACAUGACAAUGUCCCGUCGCCGUCGAGGGCACCACCUAGCCCUCCUCUCACGGCAACCACUGCUGCAGAUUUAAGGAAGACGGCAAGCGCGAACAGCAUGCGGCGGAAGAACUCGGAAGCUUUGGAGAAGGAGAUGGAGGGAGGCCGGCGCAGUGUUGAUAGCGGGACAAAGAUCACUUCAGAACCACGAUUCACUGCAUCACGGUCAAGUGUCCGCGAAGACGACACCCGAGUAGAGGGGACCGACCUAACGUCGACAACUACAAGCUCGCGGCCGAGCACCGUUCGCCAGAGUGAUAAGUCCCCCCAUCUGGCUCCACCCCAAACCCGACUGGGAAGUCCAUCUAAUGCACGUCCACCAGGAAGAGCAACCUCGGCCUCCAGAACCACUACUCGUGAAGCCUCAGAGGUUACGCAGUCGACCGAUUCGGAUGCGACCUCGAUAGCCCCGGACCGCCAGAACCUUCGGAGACAGCCUGCGGCCUCACCCACAAACUCAGAGACUUCCCCAGCUUCUGUUGUUGAUUCCUCUCCUCGCACUCCUACCCAACACUCAGUCCUCCCCUCAGUCCUGUCCACACAGAAGGACAGACCACCGACAGUCGAGAUAUUGACUGAUCCUGUCUCACGGACUCAGUCAAUCGACCCUAGCUACUCCGACUCGCCUUUGACACCUCCUCCACCCCCACCACCGCCAGCUCUCGGAGACCCGCCUCGCGUGGAUUACUUAUUGCAGAACGGAGGCUUGCCACGACCUGUCCCACGUAGUCUAUUCGCCGUAAUCGACAACCGACCGAUCAUGUCUUACUCUACUUACCAGUCGCCGCAAGUGGCAGGAGCGCAGUUUCAAGAUGUGAACCAGUUCUUUGCUCCGUUCCGUAAGUUGCUCGAUGACUACGCAACUGUCCUGAACAACAACGGAUCUCUUGCAGUCGCUACUGGCUACAAGUCCAUUGCACGUCGUCUUUUGGAUCGCCUCGAGAACGUCUUUGCUCGGAACAUCGCCUCGGAGCAUUGUACCUGCAUCAUGUGCGUACACGAAGCCGAGUUCUCUGAUGAAGCAGGAAUCAAUUGGGGUGAGAUUCUCGAACUCGUUUCUGGCCGCUGUGACUUGCCGGUAUGGCCUCCUUUCGAUAAGACUACCACCGACACUCUGGGUAUACCCGACCUCGAGGCGCCUUGCCAGCGCAUUGAUGACGACGUUCCUGAGGAGUACCGCGAGCAUUAUGCCCACCAGUCUCGCAAGACCAAAGUCACUGUCCAAUCAUGGCUUUCUAAUCAGCAAGAGGCCGCUCCAGAGGAUGCUGACGAUGAAACUCUUGAGUUUGCAAUGUGCACUCGCCUGCCCUCAGACAAGCGUCCGCUGUUCUACGCUCUUCUGUAUGGCAUGAAGACACUUCCCUCUAGAAAUUUUCAACCUCAGCAUGUUGUCGAGAGGGGCACCCCACCGAGCAUUGCCAAAGCUGCUAUUGCCUUAGAGCGCCUCUACCGCCUUGCCAACCGUCCCCGUGAUCAUGUCGUCGUCAUGUAUCUCCUGCGCAAUCCGAACAUGCACAACAUUCUCGCUACCCUCUCUGCUGUCACGAAACAAGAGUGGGAGAUUCUCAUCUCUGGCCGCUUCGACGGAUUCCUUUGGUCUGGAGCGGAAAAUAUUCCUAACCUAAGUUCACCACCACCAGUAUCCCGAAACCCCUCCGGCGCAACCCCAUCUCGGAUUGUCUCCCCGUUCAGCCAAGGCCCAUUCACCCCAUUCAGCCCAGGACCGUCUCCGGCUCCGUAUCCGGCCUCACGACCAGGAUCGACACGCCUUCUGGCUGGUCCAGCCCCAGUUCAAAUGGACGAAGAGACCGAAAUCGCUGUUCUUGCGGAGGUUGAGCGGGAGAUCUACCUUGGCAUGGAAGCAUUGGAAGAUUCAUUUGAACAUCUUCAUAACUGCGCUGAGGUUCUUCGCCGCCAGCUUCGUGAGCGUUGCUCCUCCUUAUCUAUCCAAGCGCAGGCUCGACGCGGUCCCAUGAGUGGUGGCAUCCAGGUUCGCACUGAUACACCAGCCUCAUACCGCCCUGACUUGGAUGGAGACGCCUUGGAGGAUCUGAGAUCAGAUAUUGGCCCAGAUGACUCGGCUUCCAAUGUCAGCCACAACCGUCGUCGCCGCGGCCACAGAGCCAAGGCCCGCCACACGCCGGCUCCAGUAGAGGAGGAGAGUGAGGAGGAUGUGGGGCUAGUACAGAGGGUCAGGAAAAUGAAGUUCUAAGGCUGGCUGAAAUUGCAUGGCAGGCGUGGAGGAUGAAUCUCUCUGUCGGGUUUUCUAUCUGUUUAUUAUGAAUGCAUUUGAUGGGGUGUUCAAGUCUUUUCUCUUACACAAUAAAGGCAAUGAUGCCUUCCAAGGUUCAAAUCUCAAUGAAUUCUUUAGCAUUUCUUAACGGCCAAUGAAUAUGGAUACCCUGUCUGAAGGAUGACUGCUACUGCUGGUUUUCCUAUGAGCUCUUUUUUUUCUCGGCCGG
Lindgomyces ingoldianus is the source of this 3255-nucleotide messenger RNA. RefSeq lists its product as uncharacterized. Bases 279 to 3005 code for a protein of 908 amino acids. The transcript has a single exon. Gene Ontology annotation, molecular function: DNA binding. The record is from RefSeq and is a predicted model, not a curated record. Lineage: Eukaryota; Fungi; Ascomycota; Dothideomycetes; Pleosporales; Lindgomycetaceae. Gene Ontology annotation, cellular component: nucleus.